AUGCCUACAAUUGUUGUCUCAUCUCCAAAAGCUGCCGAGCUGUUCCUCAAAACACACGACCUUGCGUUUGCUAGCAGGCCACCCCAUGAAGGUGCAAAGCACAUCUCUUUUGGGCAGAGGAACUUGAGAUUUGCUGAAUAUUGUUCAUAUUGGUGCGACAUCCGAAAGAUGUGCACCCUUGAGUUGCUCAGCAACCAAAAAAUCAACUCCUUCAAGUCCAUGCGGAUAGAAGAGGUUGCGCUACGUGUUGAGGCUAUUCGUGCCGCUGCGAAUUGUGGAAGUAUUGUUGGAGAACAAUCCGAAUAA
This is a messenger RNA of Prunus armeniaca (apricot), 306 nucleotides long. The record is from the annotation of a GenBank genome assembly. NCBI's taxonomy places the organism in Eukaryota, Viridiplantae, Streptophyta, Magnoliopsida, Rosales, Rosaceae.